AUGCUUCAACAACGCAUCUUUCAACAACAGCAAGGGUUCCCCCUUCCCUUGUCAAUUUCAUUUGACCAGCAUCAACAGUCCCAAAAGAUGGAUGGACCCCCACCUCUGAAGCGAAGCCGCCUUAUGACGAUGAGCCACUCUGGAUCAUCGCCCCUCACUCCUUUGUCGGCCGAUUCGCCCAUAUUUGGUAUGAACAACACGGCUUUCAGCCAGCCUCUCUAUAUGGAUCCUCAGCACUACCACCACCACCAGCAGCAACAGCACCAACAGGCCAUCGCCUCAGCAGCAGCAACGACGGUGCAGAGCAUGACACCGGAUCAGUUUGCCGGAAAUGACUUUGAAUGGAUGACCGCCGCCGCCGUUGCCUCCGAGUUGAGCUCAAAUGGAGGACUGGUCACUCCUGGAUCUACCCCUCAAUCUCGGUCGGUCACCGCAUCUGGUGCCUCGUCGCUUCCUUCUCCCUCCAUGUCCUCAGCAACCACCUCCACCAUGUCUUCCUCUGCGUCCUCCACAGCCACGGCGACCACCUCUAUGCCUGUUUCUGUCGUUGUACCGUCCAACAUCACCUCUUCCCCCGUGAUGCACUUGACCUCCUCUUCCUCGUCGAUCUCGGUCUCGACUUCAGAUAAGCAUCCUCUCGAGUCGUCGUCAACGACCGCAUCUCCAGAGAUGUCCGAAGCGACCAUCGCAUCAGAAGACCCAACUUCUCUUCGCAGCCAGCGGACAACACGGGGGUCUGCCCAGCUCCCUACACCUAUCCAUCCUUUGUCGACCGAGCUUCAUCAUCCCCAUGCCGUGGUUCCUUCUCAGAACUUCCACACGUUCUCUCAACAUCACCACGCCUUGGGAACACCUACAUCUGCAGCCGCCCCUACUCCUCCUCUCCCUCUCCCCUCUUCUCAUCAUCAUCAGUUCCAGCAGCAGCAGCAGCAGCAGCAAGAGGAUUUUAAUGGUCUCGGUCUUGGUCUUGGUUUGAACCUCGCUUUUUACGAUUUCAUGCCCAUGUCCCAACAGCAGCCAUCCACAUCGUCGACUUCUGCCCCCUUGACCCCUAACCCGUCAACUACUGCGACCAGCAACAACACGAUUCCAUCGCCCAUCCCAAAGGCGGUCAUGGCCCACCUUCGGUCCUCGAGCAACAACAGCAGCCCAGUCACGAGUCACCUCCCUCACCCUCAUCCCCUUGGCCCACCCGUGCUUCGUAGCAAUGGCGAUUCUCCCUCGUCUGCGUCUUCUCCCUCCAUGAUGGACUUGACAGGUAUGGCCUCUGGCCUUGAGGCCGUCGUUGCCAGUAACUCCAUCUUUGGUCGUCAGUCGUCGCUGCCUCAUAUCCACAACAGCCGCAUCAUCAAGUCCAUGUCGUCUUCUACUGCCUCGUCUUCUGCGUCUUCAUCAGGUAUUAUGACCCACAGCAGCAAAUUUGCAAGCCGCGGCAGUUUCAGCGCCAGUAGUGUCCAGACCAGCCCUGAACUCGAGGCGGCCUCUCACAAUGUUGGUGAUAUGGACUACGAGGAUGGAACUGGUACAUCCGGUGCUGGUGAGGAUGACGAUCAAAACACCAAUGAGGAGGAUAACGAAGAGAACUCGGAUGAGGACGACGAUGAUGAUCCUGAGAACAACCGUCCUGCCGUUUGCCCUCACUGUCUGAAGGAGUUCCAGUCCAAGGGUCUCCUCCGAUCCCAUAUUGUCUCCCACUCCUCGGACCGCCCCUUUGUCUGCCGCGAUUGCUCUGACAAGUCCUACAAGCGCAACCAUGAUCUUCUCCGCCACCGACGCGAGAAACAUAAUGUUGAAGGUGCGGUCAUCCCUCCACGCGGCAGUGGUCGUCAUUCCCACUCUGGCGCUAGCGGAAGUGCAUCCAAGCGCGCCUCUGCUCUGGCGGGUCUUGGUAUGGGUGGAGACUUGAUGAUGGGCGGUGGACUUGUGGGCUUCGUGGGAAGUAUGAGGAGCCGCAACCAUCGUCGCAGCUGUAGCAGUGCCAUCCUUGGAUCUGGUCUUGGAACUCGGUCUUCUACCACCCCUUACUCGAUGGGUCAUGGUCAUGUUCACCAUCACCAUCCAGGUAUGGGUCUCUCCGAGCAGUACCCUUCCGCUGUCACCGUCAUCAGCCAGCAGCACCAGCACCAGCAGCAGCAACAGAACAAGAUUCCAAGCCCUCACGACCUUAUGUUUGCCAGCUCCAGCUCCAACGCCGCCGCCUCUGGAAUGAUGUACCUCAACACUGACAGUCUCCUCUCCGCCGUCAGUGGUGGAAACAACAACAGGUCACUCCCUGCACGGUCUUCUCCCAUGGACCCCUUUGGUGGUGGAACUGGCCUCGAGUUCCCACACCUCUCCUCCAUGGGCCCUCCACUCCCUCUCCCCUCCCAGAAGCAUCAACUCUACCUCCAGCAGCAGUCGCAGCCAUUGUCGCAGGUGUUUGGACACCACCAGUUCACACACCAGCAGCCUCAGACCCAGACCCAGCAGGUCCGUCAUAACAAUAGUCGUCGGGCAUCUCAACAGCACCAGCUCUCGCAAGUCCCACCACCAUUGCAGCAAUACCAUCAUAGCCAGCAUCAGAAUUCUCUCCAUCCACUCCAGCACCCUCAUCCGCUCUCGCUGCAGUUCCAACAACAACAACAGCAGCAGCAGAAUGCUAUGUUGCACCAAGCCCCAAGACUUGCCAGCCAGCAGCUUCCUUCCCUGGACAUGAACCUGGGUCUUAGCCUUGGACUCGGCCCCCUCGAGAUGAGCUCCUCUACUUCUGGCAAUACCCUUGCCGAACAGCAACGAAGAGCGAGCGCCGUCUCCUUGUCCUCCGCAACAUCCUCUUCCAUCUCCCUGUCCUCUACCACCGCCUCUUCUGUCGCAGAGACACCGCUGCACCGCAAGAGGCGUCUUUCGGAUUCUGAUAUCACGGUGACCAACAGUGGCACUACUCCUACUGUCGUGACCAUGGCCAUGAUGACUUCUUCCUCCACCCCUUCUACACCUUCCAUCGCAAGUGCACCCCAGGUCAACAGCGAUGGUAGUGUCAUUACCACGAGUUCUGCAGAGUAUAUCCGGGACCGGACAGUCUCCUCCCCAGCAUCGGUCUUGAUGUCUCAACAGUCCCCCUUCAUCCCUCUUAUCAACCAGGCCUGGUAG
Molecule: messenger RNA, 3129 nt
Organism: Linnemannia hyalina
Lineage: Eukaryota; Fungi; Mortierellomycota; Mortierellomycetes; Mortierellales; Mortierellaceae
Source: the annotation of a GenBank genome assembly